AUUUCGUUUUUACACUGUUUUGUAAAUUUGUUUUACAAUUAUUGUUUAAUAUUAUAAAAAUAAAGUGCGUAACAAUCAGGAACCAUGACGGAUAUAAAAAGAUUAGUCGCGGCCAGAGGGCAAGCAAAAGGCUCACGAUCAGAUCAACGCUCGAUUUCGGGAGAAGGAGGUGGAAAAUUCCAACGCCUUCCGCGCAUAAAUAUACGUCAAUUUGACGGAAAUAAUAUCGAAAAUAGAGCUGUAGCACUUGAGACUGCUACGGGCCCCAAAGAGGAGCCACGUAAGAACUCAAUGGCUGUGUGCGCUCAGGCAGUGUCUACAGUAAAGAAGCAGUCACCUUCAGUAAAAUGCAUUGGAGCACCAGGCAUCCCCGCUAAAGGAAAAUGGACCUUACCUACUCAAGACAAAGUUUGGUGAUGUGAUAGCCAGUUCGUUGCCUCCAAUGUACGUAUCCCUACCCAGCAUUGACCACUCCAUAUCUGUUCAAAACCAAGUAAGUGAGAAUAUUCAUUUGUCAACACCUAAUGUGGAGGAUUCACAGGAAAAUACUGUUGUACCUAUUUCAAGCCAAGAGUCAUCUUUUGAGGAAUUAAAUAAUAACAUUAAUAAAUUUUGGCAAGCUGAAAAAGUUCCUGAGGUCUACUCUGAGCAAUCGUCAGAGCAGGAACUAGCAGAAAGUAUUUUCCAACAAACUGUCACUUUACAAAACAAUAAAUUCACAGUAGCACUUCCUUUAAAGCAGCCUAUAACUAAAGUAUAUCUUGGAGAUUCUUUUUCAAUUGCUCUACAAAGAUUCUAUAAUCUUGAGCGAAGAUUAUUAAAAAAUGAUAAGCUUUAUCAGAUGUAUAAAGAUUUUAUUAAUGAAUACCUAGCGUUAGGUCAUGCUGAGCACUAUGAUGUCUCAAAUUAUAAUUUAGAAAAGGAUGCUUGUUACUUUUUGCCACAUCAUCCAGUAUUCAAUGCUAAUAGUCCAACAACAAAAAUGAGAACUGUAUUUGAUGGCAGUCUCAAGACUAAAAGCAUGAUUUCAUUAAAUGAUGUCCUUUUAAAUGGACCAAUAGUUCAGAAUGAACUUUUUGAUAUACUAAUCUUAUUCAGAUUGCCAAAGUAUAUUUUACUUUGUGAUAUAAAACAAAUGUUUAGACAAAUUCUUGUGAGUCCUCCAUAUAGGGCUUUACAAAACAUUUUGUGGCGUCAAUCUAUAGAAGAACCUGUGUCUUGUUUACAAUUAAAAACCGUGACAUACGGACUUAAAAGUUCUUCGUACUUAGCAACCAGGUGUUUGCUCGAGUUAGCCGAACGUUAUAAAGACACACACAAUUUAGCCGCCACUGUUUUGAAAACGCAAACUUAUGUCGAUGAUAUUCUCACUGGGCACAAUGAUUUAAGUGUACUUAAAAUUAUAAAAGAACAGCUAGUGGAGUUGUUAAGGCUGGGGGGUUUCGAGCUGCACAAAUGGGGCUCUAAUCAUACCUAUUUGUUGAACCACCUCACAACCAAUCAAGACCCAAUCACGGACAUUGACAUGAGUAAAGAUAAUUCUUUUCUUAAAACAUUAGGUUUGCGUUACAAUGCCAAAUCAGAUAAUUUUUACAUUCAUUGUUCUGAAAGUAAUAUUCAAAAGGAAUACACCAAAAGGCAAGUUUUGUCAUUUAUUAGUAAAAUUUUCGAUCCUCUGGGGUUAGUGGGACCUAUUAUAGUGUCUGCAAAACUUUUAAUGCAAGAUAUUUAUGCGCUGAAGGUGUCAUGGGAUGACAUCCUCCCCGAGGAUAUAAAUGCAAAAUGGUUAAUGUUUGCUAAAGAUUUAAUUGAAAUGUCAGACAUACAAACAAAGAGACACAUUGAUGUAGAAAAUGCGAAACAGGUUGAAUUGGUUGGAUUCGCUGACGCCUCUAAUAAGGCUUACGGUUGCUGUUUGUACAUCAGAAGUAUCAAGGCUGAUGGUACUGUAAAUAUACAUUUAUUAUGUUCAAAGUCGCGAGCAAAUUCAACCAAUAACGACCUUUCUACACCACGAAAAGAAUUGAAUAGUGCUCUCUUAUUAUCUAUGUUAACUAAAAGGGCAUAUGAAACAUUGAAAACACAAUGUGAUAAUUUAAAAGUUUAUUUGUAUCUCGAUUCACAGAUCGUGCUGGCGUGGCUGAGCAUGGAACCAGUCAGACUGCUGUCAUAUGUCGCAAACAGAGUCAUUAAAAUCAAAGAGCUGACUUCAGGAUGGCCUUGGUUCUAUGUGAAGACCACUGACAACCCCGCGGAUUGUCUCUCUCGAGGAGUGGAGCCUCAUGCAUUGCAGAACAAUGAGCUUUGGUGGCACGGGCCUCAAUUUCUAAAUAACAACUCAUUUUCUCAUGGAAAUGCAAAGCAUGAGCCUUUAUCACCGCACGAACUGCCUGAAAUUAACAAAAAAUGUUGCAUUAUUGUAAACUGUAAUGAUGCUUGUCAUGUUGUAACUAACAAUGAUAAUGCCUUUAAUAUGGACCUACUU
Messenger RNA from Pectinophora gossypiella (pink bollworm), 2485 nucleotides. RefSeq lists its product as uncharacterized. The coding region runs from base 85 to 417 and encodes 110 amino acids. The record is from RefSeq and is a predicted model, not a curated record. The transcript has 4 exons. Lineage: Eukaryota; Metazoa; Arthropoda; Insecta; Lepidoptera; Gelechiidae.